AAAAAAAAAACAAAGAAAGAAGAAGCUCUUGCAUGCCCUCCUCUCCUCUUGUUCAUCACUUUCACCAACUCUCUCAGACUCCACCGCCACCACCACCACCACCAACCGCCGACGAUCGUCGCCGAUUCCAUCUAGCUGUUUAUACAUAUACACAGAGAGGGAGAGAAUGGGUUGCACUGUGAGAGAGAAGCACGUCCGAACGAAUCGGAGGAUCCGAUCCGUGAAAACCGAUUUCGAGCAUUGCUGCUACGUCGAGAGAGCCUCAAUCGCGAAAUCGGUGCUCGAAUCGGGCCUCAAACCCUUCAAUACUCAAAACCCUAAUUCGGCCCAGAGGCCCAAUUCCGACGAGACCGGCUGGGGCUACUGCACUGAGGACCAAUUGGAGGAGCUUCUGUUGAAGAAUCUGGAGUUUCUCUACAAUGAGGCGAUUUCCAAGCUAGUUGCCUUGGGUUACGACGAGGACCUUGCCCUCAAAGCCAUUUUGAGAAAUGGGCACUGCUAUGGCGGCAUGGAUGUCUUGACUAACAUCAUGCACAACUCGUUGGCUUAUUUGAAUACUAGUUCCGGGAAUUCCGAGGAUUCGGAGCCGGUUUUCGCUGAUUUGAGGCAGUUGGAGGAGUAUUCGCUGGCCGGGAUGGUGUGUAUGUUGCAGCAGGUUAGGCCGAGGUUGAGUAAAGGUGAUGCCAUGUGGUGUUUGCUAAUGAGUGAUCUUCAUGUGGGGAGGGCCAGUACUAUGGAGAUUCCGGUGCUUCCUAGCGCAGGGAAUGAGGGUAGUGCUGCGGCCGCUAGUAAUGUGGAGACUGGGGGUAAUGGGAGCCAUUCUGUUGGUGUCAUGGCCCCCGCGCUUUGUAGGUUUCAUGGCGGGUGGGGUUUUGGCAAUGGGGGGAGUUCGGAGUUUCCUGUUCAUGGGUUUUUGUCCUAUGGCGCUGAGCUGACUUUACAGAGGGAUAUUGAGUGUCCCAAGAGGUUUAAUCUUUCUCCUUCAAUGAAGUCGUUGUUGAAGAGGAAUGUAGCCAUGUUUGCAGCCGGUUUUCGAGCAAACUCCAAACAGUUGCAUUCGCAACCGCAGGCUUCCCUCAGCAGUUUGACGAGUGGGGAUGCGCUGGUUGGAUUGGGGGCUGAAGUUGCAGUCCAGCAAUCUGAAGAGUCACAGAAGUCAAAGAACCAGGAGGUGGUUAACUCGGUGUUGAGUAAAUUUCGUGAUUUGAAUCUUGAUGAGAAUUUGGAACUUGUAGGGGAAGAUCAAAAGAAUGAGGUGAUAGUAACUUUACUUCAUCAGGUUAAAGAGCUUGAGAAGCAAGUGAAGGAGCGCAAGGAGUGGGCCCACCAGAAGGCUAUGCAAGCUGCAAAAAAGCUUAGUCAUGAUCUGACAGAGCUUAAAAUGCUGAGGAUGGAAAGAGAGGAGACUCAAAGGUUGAAGAAAGGGAAGCAAACUCUUGAGGACACAACCAUGAAGAGGCUCUCCGAGAUGGAAAACGCUCUAAGAAAGGCUAGUGGUCAAGUGGACCGGGCAAAUGCAGCUGUUAGAAGACUUGAAAAUGAGAAUGCAGAAAUCAGAGCAGAGAUGGAGGCUUCUAAACUGAGUGCGUCAGAGUCAGUCAACACCUGUUUAGAGGUUGCAAAGAGGGAGAAAAAGUGCCUGAAGAGGCUUUUGGCUUGGGAGAAGCAAAAAGGUAAGUUGCAGGAAGAGAUUGGAGAGGAGAAACAGAGGAUUUCAGAAUUGCAACAACAGUUAGCUCGUAUCAAGCAGGAUCAGAAAGAAGCUGAGGUGAAAUGGAAGCAGGAGGUGAAGGCUAAGGAGGCAGCCUUGGCACAAGUGGACGAGGAAAGAGUUGCCAAGGAAACAGCUGAGGCUGGUAAUAAACGAAAGCUUGAGGCUUUGCGCCUAAAGAUAGAAAUAGAUUUCCAACGUCACAAGGAUGAUCUCCAAAGACUUGAGCAAGAACUCUCACGUCUAAAAUCAUCUGCGCAGUCUACUGAAUUGCCUCUUCCAUCAAAUGCUUUGCCAAGAGGAGUCUCUGGUGGUGCAAAACCUCAAGGAGAAACAAUUGCCAAGCUGCUUCGUGAAUUAGAUAACCUGGAGAAUUCUGCAGAGAAAGAAGUCAGCUGCGAUAGAGAAUGCAUGAUUUGCAUGAAAGAUGAAGUGUCUGUUGUUUUCCUACCCUGUGCUCAUCAAGUUCUCUGCGCUAAUUGCAAUGAUGAUUAUGGCAAGAAAGGUAGAGCUACUUGCCCAUGUUGCCGAGCUCCAAUUGAACAUAGAAUUCGUGUUUUUGGUGCAAGUUCUUAGUUCGCUUGGAAAGGGGUCUGUCUUCCCUGAGUAUGAGUAUGACUUUUUCAGGUAUACCAAAUAAUUUACAGUGUCUUAUUUCCUUGUUCAUUUACAAACUUGCUGAGCACAUCAGCAAAAUAGAUAUGUAGUUAAAUAAAACGAAAGCUUGUUUGCAGCUUGUGCCUUUUCAAUUUGGAAUGAAAGGAACUUUUGUUUCUAGGA
This is a messenger RNA of Rosa rugosa (rugosa rose), 2491 nucleotides long. Its product is annotated as MND1-interacting protein 1-like. NCBI's taxonomy places the organism in Eukaryota, Viridiplantae, Streptophyta, Magnoliopsida, Rosales, Rosaceae. The transcript has 3 exons. The record is from RefSeq and is a predicted model, not a curated record. Bases 167 to 2287 code for a protein of 706 amino acids.